This is a messenger RNA of Suhomyces tanzawaensis NRRL Y-17324, 1758 nucleotides long. RefSeq lists its product as uncharacterized. Lineage: Eukaryota; Fungi; Ascomycota; Pichiomycetes; Serinales; Debaryomycetaceae. The transcript has a single exon. The record is from RefSeq and is a predicted model, not a curated record. The coding region runs from base 1 to 1758 and encodes 585 amino acids.
AUGUCUCUAUGGAACAAACGGCUUCAAAACUGCGUCAGCUUGGUCACAGUGGUAUUCUUGGUGACAGCAUGCAUCCACUACUACGGUUUCCACACCAUCACCCAGGAGUCGCUCGAGGCAGCGUCGUUGGCUCGCCAGCUCCACUCUAGCUACAACCCCUACGCCAUCACCCACUUGUUGUACCGGCAUUUGAACCGCGAAGACGUCACUCUCGGCGACUCGCGCGGCUUGUACUUCCACUGGGACGACUGGGUGGACUUGUCGCCAGGUGACCGGGUAUUGAACCGCUACCGCGAGUGGUACCCUGGAGGCCAGUGUGACAUGGCCAUCGAGCGGUUUGCUGGCGUCAAUGGCUACUGGAUGGAGUCCCACGACAAAAAAGUGCUUCGGGGAAUGGCCAACAUGUACUGCUCGAUGCCAAUCCCCGAAAAAGUGUUCGUGCCAAUCGACUCUGCAUACUUGGAGGUGCCAGUGGUUGCCAAGCACCGUUUGGGCCCUGGCAAGAUCCCCACUGCCAUAGGAAAGCGCCAGGUGCUCGAGAAAAUGGCCCAGCUACAGACCAACAUCGCCAUCGAGAAUCAAGGGUCCUCUCCCAUCAGGCACCUCCAGAAAACCGUCCACAUUCAUCCUUCGGAAUUCAUCUUCGAUCCUGAGAUCGAGAUUGCAAAGCUCGAGAGCAAGCUCGCUGUGGGCGUCCUUGCACCUCAGGAUCACCAGUACCUCGAGUUCCUCAAGCACGCCAACCAAUUGGUGGAAACUUCCGACAAGUACUUCAAAUACCCAUGGAUCAUUUCCGACGUUAUCCAAGGAAGAUCCCACCAUUUAGCAUACCCUUUCUUCAAAGGCUUCAUUAGUGACCGUGAACGUCAAAGCGUCAUCCACCACAUGGUGCGAGCCUGGUUCCAAUUCGCCGAGCUGCAGGGCUUUGCCUCGUGGAUAAACUAUGGCUCGUUGCUAGGCUGGGCCUAUAACGGGGUCAACAUGCCCUGGGACACCGACAUCGACAUCCAGAUGCCCAUCAGACAACUUGAUCGCAUGGGCCGCUACUUCAACAAAUCGAUUGUGGUGGAAGAUCCCAGAUACGGCAACGCCAAGUACUUCCUCGAGGUGGCCCCCACAUACGUCAAGCAGGGGAACGGCCGCAACUUUAUUGAUGCUCGGUUCAUCGACAUUAAUUCUGGACUUUACAUCGACAUUUCUGCAUUAUCCCAUACUACAUUCGAGCCGCCCCAGAAUGUGGUCCCAGAUCAGGAACAUCUGACCAUGGUCAACUGCAAGAACUGGAAUUGGCACUCGCUCGAGGAAUUACUCCCAAUCAGACACACCUAUUUUGAAGGUGCUUCUGUGUACAUUCCUCACAACGUCACCCAAAUAUUGAGUCGCAAGUAUGGCCAGGACUCGUUCACCACAAAGUUGAAUUUUAUGGGUCACAACUAUCAGAAGGACUUAAGGCUUUGGGUCCCGGAUCGCGAGUGUAAGACCCCUCCCUCUGGUUCCAGAUUUGACAAUCGCGGUGAACUCACCAGAGAAGGUGCCUGUGGCAGUAUCUACGUGCAAGACGAGUACGACAUCACCAAAGAGUGUUCGCAAAGACAUCUCGAGUUGAAUGGCGACUUGGACGUGCCGAGAAACUACGAUACACUGAAGAUGGGUGAUUUGCCCAUAUUUAGGAAAGACCCAUGGGACUACCUCAAUGAUAUCAACAAAGGAGAGGUGACAAACGAUAGGUGGUACGUGCGACAACAAGUGGUGGCCUAG